AUGAAGUCACGCAGACAUUGGAAACAUAGAAGUCCCAAAGGUAAAGAACCUGCGGAAAGCAACAUGAUCGACUUGAGCGAACCCCCCGUCAAGAACGUACCCCAGAGCAACGCCUCAUCAAGCAGGCGAGAGUCUCAGAAUGACACAAACAUGACUAACGAACUCACGAUCACCGGAGCCAACACAAUCCCCCUAGGAGCAGGAUCCCCUGCUGGCAGGGCUGGCGCACCACCCAAAACACCAAACCCAUUUUCACCCUCAUCGCUAUCAAUAGGCCCCAGACCCAAGCGAGGUUGGCAGCCACACCUCCCAUUGUUCUCAUCGGACGACUUUGAGCCGCCACGAACAGGCGAAAACCCCAGUGCUAACAAUAAUGGGAAUAAUGCCCAGACGCAAAUCACAACUGCCCGAAAUGAAGGCAUUACCACACCGCAAACACCUCAAGAUGCUCCUAGACGCUCUUUUACCAUCAUUCAAAAAUGCAAAGUAUUGGAGACGUGCUUGUCCAUUAAGGAUGAGUAUCUUUCUAUGCCCCCAGCCUUCCAUCAUGACCAAGAACCGUUUUGGUCGAAGAUUCUGAACGAGAAGCUCUCGCCGGACCUGGUUUUCAAGUUCAAAGUUUGGAAGGACAUUAAAGAAUCUGUCGAGCACUGGUGUUAUGCACGAAGGACCUUACUCCGAGAAGGCAACCUGCCUCCAGUUUCUCCGGCUCAGCCAGAGCUGGAUACUUUGAUUGACCAGUGGAAUACGGUGUUUGUUACACGUUUUUGUCAAGUGCACCGCGGGUAUUUUGAGAACGGCCUUUGGGCCAUGAAUGAGAACAGAGUGUCAUGGAUGGUAUCAGAGCACGUCGACAAAUCGAUAUCGAGCAUGUUGCAAACCAGAAGAGAUGAGCUGGAAAGCUCUGUCCGACCAAGACUUCUCGCCAACAACAGCUCGUUAACAGAGUAUGACAACGCUGUGAAAAUUAUUCAGGACGGUUUUACCAUAAGCCGGCGGGAGCAUACCCAAAGAAUGGAGAGUGAAGCCGUGCUGUCGAUGAUCAUGGAGCUUCGCCCGGUUCUGGAGAAAGCAAUUUCACAGCAUUUCAAUGGUGCAAGGCAAACCCAUCAAGAACGAAGUUCCGGACCUCACACUGAGCCAGCCAUACCUAUGGAACCAGUUGCUUCGCGAGGGGGUCCACGAUCCAACGAUACCCAGCGUUUAACAAUUCCUUCCUUUGGACAUUCGGCUUCAGCUUCCUCGACGCCACAGCACCCUAUCACUCGUGUUGUCCCCUCACCAAUGGCAAGCAGUAAUCAACGUUCAUUGCCAGAAUCGAACGAGAAUGAGUUAAGAAGGAAAAGAAAGAGUGCUGAGCCUGUUCCUAGAAUCACGCCUACCCAUAAUUCCACUCAUCUCGGCCCGGGCACACCCAACAAUUAUGAUAACAGGAACCUAUCCAAUAAUCAGCCGAAGCGGCCGCGCUUGGAUAGCGGAAUCUCUUCAGAUGUUUCUCCCCGAAUUGGGAGCAGAGAAGAAGCCAGCAGACCUCAGCAAAGACAACUUUCGCCACUAAGAAGGCCUCCAGCAUCACGAACUCCAGGGAGACCAUCUUCGCCCCCAACUCAAGAACGACAAAGUAGGCCCGCGGGCAGCUUCCCCAGGGGUCACGAUUCACAGUAUCCAGACAAAUGGGUGGGUGAUGGUGAACCCCACCGCCCUUGCCAACCACGAGGGUUCCGGGAAGACACUGUCGAGUUUGACAACAUGUCAACUCGACGCCAGAACCAACUUAUCAGGACACAAAAUCGUACGCUGCUCGAAAAGCUCGAGGAGUUAGGACCUCGAUCAGAGCGGGGGCCAAGGAACAACCAUGACUCCUACCACAGGCCUUGACUAGGAGAUUCAGAAGCAAUUGGUACUUUGAAAGUGA
Molecule: messenger RNA, 1915 nt
Organism: Fusarium odoratissimum NRRL 54006
Lineage: Eukaryota; Fungi; Ascomycota; Sordariomycetes; Hypocreales; Nectriaceae
Exons: 3
Coding region: 1-1878 (625 amino acids)
Source: RefSeq, a predicted model, not a curated record